This is a messenger RNA of Botrytis sinoallii, 2283 nucleotides long. RefSeq lists its product as uncharacterized. The transcript is spliced from 3 exons. NCBI's taxonomy places the organism in Eukaryota, Fungi, Ascomycota, Leotiomycetes, Helotiales, Sclerotiniaceae. The coding region runs from base 1 to 2283 and encodes 760 amino acids. The record is from RefSeq and is a predicted model, not a curated record.
AUGCAUCAUCCAUUUCAAGAAUACUUUGGACAGGGUCUAGCCAAUGAAAAUCCAACGCCAAACUACCCUGAGAAUCUCAAUUUACAGAGCCCACAGCACCAUAAAAACACUGGACCGAGUGUUUCGCAGCCUAUAAGUGUCAAUACUGGAUCAGAAUAUCUGUCAAAUCAAUUUCAUCCUAUGAUCGAAAAUGGCUGGAAUCGACCUUCACCUAUGUCAGCUAAUGGAUCGAAUGGAGGUCAGCCGAUAGGAUUCAAUCACUUCAAGUCAUACUAUCCGAACCUAAGGAGUCAUAAUAUAAGCGCAAAUACACUUGUUCCCAUCGAAGAAAGCGAACAGAGUUCUCAGCAGUGGCGUGAAGCUUUCCAAGAUCAACUAAAUUUCAAUGCUCAAUUCCAACAACCUAACGUAAAUGCUGGUCAAAUUUUGCCUCAAGCCACAAUAUUCAAUGCUCCGACACCAUGCCAACUACAUCAAUGGGUCAAUGGAAGUUUAAGAACAUUUGCACCCAUUGCAGCAUAUGGCCCAAAUCCUCAGCAGGUACAGGGGGAGUUCGAUAAUGGACUGGGCUUCGGGCGUCUAGACUCUAACGGUGGCUAUGCUCCACAAUGCAGGAUACCACUAUGUAAACUACGUGCUCAGUUGACUUCAAUAGCUCGUGAGAUCAAGCUAAGAACUGUGGAGAGUAUAAGUGCAGGUUCAGAACAUGCGCAACCUCAGGGAAACGAAAUAUUCUUUAUGCUCUAUCUUACCUGUGCUCCUUAUACUGAUCUGCAAAAGGUUGUUUUAGGGCAAUAUUUCCUACAAGGAGGAUGCGUUUGGUAUACCAACCUUCCUCCUCCAGCCCCCAAGAUUCUCACGUCAUCUCGGGCCACAAAUUCGUUUCUUUCGAGCCCUAUCCCGUUUAAGCUAGACACGAGCAAGAGAAAGGGUCAAACAAAUGAUGGAAUUGAUGGAAACCAAUGCGCUCCUAAGGAAGUAAGUCCAAUCGAUACUACAGACCGGGACACUGCUCUUCAUGAUCCGAACUACUUUGAGCUCGAUGACGUAGGUUACCCUGCUCCUCUGGACUCUGGAGGUAGUCUCGUUGAUCCAGACUAUUUUGAUAUUUGUUCAGAGUACUCUCUUAGUAUCUCAAUAAAUGAUGGAGGUUCUCGUUCUUCAUCUCCUUCCCACAGGCCUGGAAAAUCGAAUGGUAGUCUCUCAACACCCCUCAGGCGAGUCCGUUCUCUUUCACCUUGUGCGCCGGUGUUUGUCCCCUCGAGCGAAGGUCAUCAACCAGUUUCGAGUGUCAAUGAAGAUCAUGGACCGCUGGAAUCUCCAGACAAUAAAAUAUCAUCAAAGAGUCAUUCUGAACCAGCAAAAGCUAGAAUUUACUCUCCAUGUAUGAAACGUGUUUCGCUUGUGGAUGAGAAGAUGCUUACAGACCCUUUUGUCUCCAAAAAUUCAUCAAUUAAAACCACUCCGUCUGUGAGAUACAUUCAGCGAGAUCGAUCCUACUUGUCGACUCCGCCGACUCCCAUUAGUCCUUUCCUUCACACUAGCCCAUCCGCUCUCGGUAGUCCAUCCCCUAGAGAACGAUCUGUUGCUCCGACACCAAUGGAGAUCCUUAGUAACAUCUGUUUCAUCCGUACGAAGCCCGGCUCAGGAAUAAGGAUCUGCAUCCUUCCGGGUAAUACCUGGGUUGAUCUUCCCCAGAUAGGGAUUCACCACUAUGACCAAGAUUUACCAGAAAUACAUUAUGUGAUGGGUUCUGCAAGCUGGUUCUACUCACAGCCAUGGGUUCCGAUAUUAUAUCAGGAGAUUCUUACUCGUAAAUCAUUGAAAAGGUUUGAGAAACUCAAAGAAGCGGCAACGCAGUCUGUCCUCGAGCUAUCGACUAUACCAACUGGAUAUGUAGACUUUUACGGAAAACCUAUUUUUUUUCAAGCAGGCAAUUCUAGGCCUGAGCCUAAAGCAGUAUCGUGCCCCAGUGGCGACGACUUGGGUGUCAACUGGAAUGCGACACCGGCCGAAAGGAAGAGGAUUAAAUUAACCAAGUUAAGACAAAUGUGGGAAGAGUGGCAAGAAAGAGCGCGGGAUGCAAGGUUCUUUUGGCAUCUUUGGGAGCAAUGGGGCCAAAUAAAGGGCUGGACAGAUGAACAUACCAAACGCGGAGAUAAUGCAAAGGGAAAAGAGGUGGACAUGCCGGAUCAUUAUAAAUUGAUGAAGAUAGUCAUGUUCACGUCUAAGAAUGGAUUUGGCACCAAACAGAUUGGCCCCGAGGACAAGAAGAAAAUUUGA